AUGUUGCCAAGAUUUUACGCAAUUUUCACAAAAAUUGGUCCUAUAAUAGCUGAUAGUAAAUACACUAACGCAGUUUAUAGUUCUGACCAAAAUCAAUACAAACUCAGGAAAGAGGCAGUUAGAACGAAAUCUAUAAAUGUAGCAAAGGUCACUACAAGUUCAGAGAUGGAUCAGUUCUUGAAACUAGAAUUAGUAUAUAUUCAAGAACAACCAAAUGGUCAGGAAGAUGAGAAAACUUUAGAACAGUUCAAACAAGAUAAAUCAACGCCGAAAUUACGAAUCGUUUGUGAUGCUUCAGUCCAUCUCAAAGGUAGAAAAAGUUUGAAUGAUGUCUUAUACCGCAGUCCCACUACACUGUCGGACUUGGCAGGUAUUUUGCUUCGCUUCACAAUGAUGUGA
Molecule: messenger RNA, 399 nt
Organism: Acanthocheilonema viteae
Lineage: Eukaryota; Metazoa; Nematoda; Chromadorea; Rhabditida; Onchocercidae
Source: the annotation of a GenBank genome assembly